Messenger RNA from Ochotona princeps (American pika), 1686 nucleotides. RefSeq names its product glucagon receptor (gene GCGR). Lineage: Eukaryota; Metazoa; Chordata; Mammalia; Lagomorpha; Ochotonidae. Bases 26 to 1459 code for a protein of 477 amino acids. Gene Ontology annotation, cellular component: plasma membrane. The record is from RefSeq and is a predicted model, not a curated record. Gene Ontology annotation, biological process: adenylate cyclase-activating G protein-coupled receptor signaling pathway; cell surface receptor signaling pathway. The transcript has 13 exons. Gene Ontology annotation, molecular function: glucagon receptor activity; peptide hormone binding.
CACUCCUCCGUGCUGCCCCUGGCAGAUGUGGGUGGCUGCUGCCCAGAGGCGUGCCCGCCUGCUGGCCUUGCUGCUGCUGCUGGCCAGCCAGCCACAGGUCCCCUCGGCCCAGGUGAUGGACUUCCUGUUUGAGAAGUGGAGGCUGUACGGGGAGCAGUGUCAGCAGAACUUGAGCCUGCUCCCGCCUCCCACCCAGCUGGUCUGUAACAGGACAUUUGACAAGUACUCCUGCUGGCCUGACACCCUGCCCAACACCACAGCCAGCAUCGCCUGCCCCUGGUACCUGCCCUGGUACCACAAAGUGCAGCACCGCUUUGUGUUCAAGAGGUGCGGCCCGGAUGGGCAGUGGGUACGCGGGCCCAGGGGGCAACCGUGGCGCAAUGCCUCCCAGUGCCAACUGGACAUGGACGAAAUGGAGGCUCAGAAGGAGGUGGCCCAGCUAUACAGCAGCUUCCAGGCAACCUACACGGUGGGCUACGGGCUGUCCCUGGGGGCCCUGCUACUGGCCCUUGCUGUCCUGUUGGGCUGCAGCAAGCUGCACUGCACUCGCAAUUACAUCCACGCCAAUCUCUUCGCCUCCUUCGUGCUCAAGGCCGCCGCCGUCCUGGCCACUGACCGUCUGCUCCAGACCCGCUACGGCCAGCAGCUGGGCGACGACCUCAGCGUGAGCCUCUGGCUCAGCGACGGGGCGGUGGCCGGCUGCCGGGUGGCCACGGUCUUCAUGCAGUACGGUGUUGUGGCCAACUACUGCUGGCUGCUGGUGGAGGGCGUCUACCUGCACAGCCUGCUGGGUCUGCCCACCUUCCCCGAGAGGAGCCGCUUCUCCCUGUACCUGGGCAUCGGCUGGGGUGCCCCCCUGCUAUUUGUCAUCCCCUGGGCGGUGGUCAAGUGCCUCUUCGAAAAUGUGCAGUGCUGGACCAACAAUGACAACAUGGGCUUCUGGUGGAUUCUGCGUGUCCCUGUCAUCCUGGCCAUCCUGAUAAACUUCUUCAUCUUUGUCCGAGUCGUCUGCUUGCUGGUGGCCAAACUGCGGGCCCACCAGAUGCACCACACAGACUACAAGUUCCGGCUGGCCAAGUCCACGCUGACGCUCAUCCCCCUUCUGGGUGUCCACGAGGUGGUCUUCGCCUUCGUGACCGACGAGCAGGCGCAGGGCGCCCUGCGCGCCACCAAGCUCUUCUUCGACCUCUUCCUCAGCUCCUUCCAGGGCCUGCUGGUGGCUGUCCUCUAUUGCUUCCUCAACAAGGAGGUGCAGUUGGAGCUGCUGCGGCGCUGGCGGCGCUGGCACCUGGGCAAGGCGCUGCGGGAGGAGCGGUCAGCCACUGUGCACAUACCCUCAGCCGGCCCGGAGAAGCUGCAGCUGGCACAGGCGGGGGGCAGCAGUGGGGCUGGCUGGGACCGCUCAGCGAAGGCCUUGCUGGCUGGUGACCUCCCUGGGCUGGCCGAGCGGCCCUUCUGAGCGCUGGGCCUGCACUCAGACCCUGAGAGGACUGCCCUGGCCACCAGCCACCUGCCCCCUGGGUUCGCUGCAGAUAUCUGCCUUGAGGCUCAGGCAGGGUGCUGCCAAUGGCCCAAGCUUGAACUACAGGCCUGUGUGCCCAUGUGUGUCCGGGGGCAGGGGCAGUCCCUGGGGCCUGCAGCAAUAAAAGGCUGGAUCAGUAGCUGCUGGCAUGUGCUGUGGGCCGG